AUGAAAGUGAACACGAUAUACCACAAGCCAAAUGAGAUAUCGAAAGAGCGGAAGAAGGAUGUGCGGUAUGUGAAUUUCUCGAAGAAUGAGGAGUAUCAUCCUUUGAUGAAGGAAAGGGAGUUUGUACGGGCACUGAAUGCAACGAAGAUUGACAGGAUGAUGAGCAAGCCAUUUAUCUCUGCGCUUUCUUAUCAUAAGGAGGGAAUCCAUGUUCUGUGCAGACAUCCCAGCCGGCCUGUGUUUGCAUCAGGCAGUUUUGAUAACCAAGUGUUUGUGUGGAACAUGAACGAGAAAGCAGCAAGCAGAGAGUACAAUUGUGAAUAUUCUGUCAAGGGGCUUGGAAUGGAUCUGAAUGGAUGCUUGUAUGCAGGGCAGGGUACCUUUGUUAAGUGUCUUGACGGUGGCACAAAUUAUGCCUGUAAGUCUGAAGUUGUGUGCCUGGAGAUUGGUGAAGAUGUGCAUGCAGGGACGUUUAUGGGUGUUGAGAUGUUUGAUAUUGAGAGAGGAUGCCAGAAGCAGUGUGUAAAGACAGAGCAUUCGUACUGCAUUCAGUCGAGCCCGGUGAUGCCGAAUGUUGUUUGUAUUGGGCAACAGAAAGGAUUUACACUGUUGGACAGUAGGAUUGGAGCAAGGAUAGAUACAAUAAGGGCAGGAAAGACGAACGAUGUAGCAUUCAAUCCAAAGCACGGGCAUAUCCUGGUGUCUGCGAAUGAAGAUGGAUGUGUGUACAACCAUGACAUACGGUAUCUACAGGAGACAUGCGGGGUUUACAGAGGACAUGCGAAUGCUGUGGUCGCAGUUGAAUUUGAUCCGCUUGGGGUUGAGAUAGCAUCUGGAAGUUCUGACAAGACAAUACGAAUAUUUGAGAUAGACGAAAGGAAGAGCAGAGAUGUGUAUUAUGCAAAGCGGAUGCAGAAUGUGUUUGGCUUGAAGUACUCGCAUGACUCACAGUUUAUUGUUUCUGGAAGUGAUGAUGGAUCGAUAAGGUUGUGGAGGAGCCAUGCAUCAAUUCGCCCAGGCCCGAUGAGUAGGAGAGAGAAGGACAAUCUCGAGUACUCGAAGGCAUUGAUUGGCAAGUACAGGGAUGUAGAGGAGAUCAACAGAAUAUCUAGGCAUAGAUUCCUUCCGAGCACACUAAAGAUCUCAUUAAAGAACAUUCAUGAGUCUUACGAAGCAGCACAGAGACGAAAGGCAAAGAGAGAAAGCCAAAAUAAAUAA
Messenger RNA from Ordospora pajunii, 1218 nucleotides. RefSeq lists its product as uncharacterized. The record is from RefSeq and is a predicted model, not a curated record. Bases 1 to 1218 code for a protein of 405 amino acids. Gene Ontology annotation, cellular component: small-subunit processome; nucleolus. Gene Ontology annotation, biological process: maturation of SSU-rRNA from tricistronic rRNA transcript (SSU-rRNA, 5.8S rRNA, LSU-rRNA). Gene Ontology annotation, molecular function: protein binding. NCBI's taxonomy places the organism in Eukaryota, Fungi, Microsporidia, Ordosporidae. The transcript has a single exon.